Messenger RNA from Drosophila innubila, 2077 nucleotides. RefSeq lists its product as uncharacterized. NCBI's taxonomy places the organism in Eukaryota, Metazoa, Arthropoda, Insecta, Diptera, Drosophilidae. The record is from RefSeq and is a predicted model, not a curated record. The transcript is spliced from 3 exons. Bases 31 to 1797 code for a protein of 588 amino acids.
GUUUCAUUGCUGUGUGUGUGUAUUUCAAAGAUGGCGCGCACUGCCUUCGACGUACAACGGGACUUUGCGCUGAGCAGCGGAUUGCGCUCUGAAAUAAUUUGGGACUCUCUGUCGCCGGAACAGUCGGAUGUGCUAAAACUGAAGAUUGCGAACAUAAUCUGUGAGAGCAACGUGAAGAAUCCCAAUUUGUUGGCCAAGCAGCGUCAGCAACUCUUUGAUAAUGUGUGGAAACAACGUAUAUAUACAAAUCGAACACUACUCUCCACAAUUGUGUAUGUGCUGGUGAGCAGUGAGAGGGAUUCCCAGCUGGCACUGCAGUCCACCAGUUUCAGCUGCCAUCCCGUGAUAAGGACGCGCAAGUGCCUGAGGGGCGAGGGGGAGGGAGAGGGAGAGAACAGCGAGGGUUGCUGCAUGAUCUUCAUCGAUGAGGAGGGACGUGUCUAUGGCAACUGGCAGCAGUAUGUGCGGAAUAAUGCACUGCCCAAGGGCACGAUGAUUGCACCCAAACAAGGCGUCUAUACAUUCAGCGGGGAUGAGGUGCAGCUAACGGUGCAAGCGACUCCUUCGACGUGGAUCAAACAGAAGAUUCUAAGUGCCGGCGACAGCAUUGCGACUGUGGGUGGACUGGUGGCCACUGUGCCCGUGGCUGCAACUUUGGCUCUGCCCGUGGCAGCGCCGAUUCUCAUUGCCGCCACCGUUGUGGGCGUGUCUACGGCAGCCUAUAGCACCCUUCGAUCCGCCACGCGGCUCAUCGAUCGUCGCUGGCAUUCGCAGAGCACCUCGUUGCGGGAUCGGGAGGCGCGCAGCAGCUGGCUGGGCGUGGCUGGAGGCGUUGUCGGUCUGGGCGCCACGGGAGCCACCACAGCCAUCAGUGUGCUGGGCAGUAAAACCAGUCUGGCAACGCAGCUGGCUGUGAAGGGCAUUAAUGUGUCUUCCAUUGUCGUCUCCGGCACCGGCGUCAUCAAUGGCGUCUAUGACCUGUACUUGAAGAUUAGCGAUGAUCAAUCGCUGACCAGCUUUGAUAUGCUACAGAUUGCCUCCAGCCUCCUGAUAUUCACGCACUCGGUGAACAAUCUGCGCAUUGCCGCCAAGGUGACCAACGGUUCCAGUUUGCGCCGUGCUCUGCGUCAUCAGACCCGCAAGGUCUUGAAUCGCAUCUCGCAGGAAUCCUCCAAGCUACACAGCGGUGAUUCCGCAGCAACGGGAGCCAAGAAGUUCAAGUUUGACAUUGUGCGCACUCUUAACGAUAUUCCGAUCAAGGAGACGCUCCUCAGCCUUCACAAGAUUCACUCUCAUCUGGCACAGGGUGCCACAUUUCUGGGCGCUGUGGGAGCAGCUGGUCUGUUGCCCAGUUUCAUUAUUCCCGGCGCCGGCGGAGAGAUGCGUUUAAAUGUGUCCGAGCUGAGCACUCAGUUUGGCCUCAAGUUUGUCCAGCAGAUCGGCAACUUGGCCAGCUUCAUGGAUGUGCUCGAUGGCAUGACGAGAUACUUGAGUGACCAGGCGACGCAGUUGCUCCUGCAACUGACCCGUACAUUUGUGGAACAGAAUGUGGACGGCAUUGAUCGCAAAUUGAACACAUUUGUAUCCACCGAACUGGUGCUCUAUCGCAUCCUGAUGCACUGCAUCACCAACUAUGAGCACUGUACCAUCGACUUCCUCGAGCAACGUCGUCAGGACAUCCUGGACAUCGUCUCCAAGUACUUUGAAUCUCUACAGCCAGCUCCAAUCAAGCUAAAGAACUGCCGCAAACUCAAGUGCUCCACAUGCAAAGGAGUCUAUUAUAUAAGUACUUUGUAAUGCCUAAACAGGUGAAAGUCCAACUGAAUUGUCAUGCGUUUUAUCAUGUACUCUGUAAUGCCUAAACAGUUGAAAAUCUAACUUUAUUGUCAUUAACAAAUUAUACAUAUAAUGUCACUAUAUAAGUACUCUGUAAUGCCUAAACAGGUGAAAAUUUAACUGAAUUGUCUUGCGUUUUAUCAUGUACUCUGUAAUGCCUAAACAGCUGAAAAUAUAACUGUAUUAUGCGUUUUAUCAUGUGAUUGUGAUUGAAAUAAAAACAAGUAAAUCAUAAACCGUC